Molecule: messenger RNA, 687 nt
Organism: Aedes albopictus (Asian tiger mosquito)
Lineage: Eukaryota; Metazoa; Arthropoda; Insecta; Diptera; Culicidae
Gene: hoip
Product: NHP2-like protein 1 homolog
Exons: 2
Coding region: 158-541 (127 amino acids)
Biological process (GO): mRNA splicing, via spliceosome; maturation of LSU-rRNA; maturation of SSU-rRNA
Cellular component (GO): small-subunit processome; U4/U6 x U5 tri-snRNP complex; precatalytic spliceosome
Molecular function (GO): RNA binding
Source: RefSeq, a predicted model, not a curated record
GAGGAAAUUUCAAUCGCGCACCGCACGAGGUAAACACUCAUUGCUCUGAAGGCGGCCAAUGAAGCUACAUGCCGAGGCUUUGAAUUUGUAAAGUUUACCUAUAAAAAUCCUCAAUUUUUCAUUCUCAUCAAGAAACGUUUACAAUCACUGCAUCAAAAUGACUGAGGAAGUCAACCCAAAGGCCUACCCGCUAGCGGACCAGGCACUGACCUCCAAAAUCAUGACCCUGAUCCAGCAAGCCGUCAACUACAAGCAGCUGCGCCGUGGUGCCAACGAGGCCACCAAAACGCUGAACCGUGGCCUGUCGGAGUUCAUCGUGAUGGCCGCCGAUGCCGAACCGCUGGAGAUCAUUCUGCAUCUGCCACUGUUGUGCGAGGACAAGAACGUCCCGUACGUGUUCGUGCGUUCGAAGCAGGCGCUCGGACGAGCCUGUGGGGUGUCCCGGCCCAUUGUGGCCUGCUCGGUCACGAUCAACGAGGGCUCGCAGCUGAAGUCGCAGAUCGUCACCAUUCAGCAGGAGAUCGAACGCUUGCUGGUCUAAGGUCGCAUCUCUCACCACAAUGAUCUACCUACGACUAAAGUGUACAAAUAUUUUAAUAUUAGCAUUUUCAACGGAACGCGAGAAUGGUAAUAGGAUACCUAAUAGAUUUUUAUUUUCAAAAAUCUAAUAAAUGAUUGUGAAAGCAA